Molecule: messenger RNA, 741 nt
Organism: Polychytrium aggregatum
Lineage: Eukaryota; Fungi; Chytridiomycota; Chytridiomycetes; Polychytriales
Product: heavy metal-associated domain-containing protein
Exons: 3
Coding region: 279-491 (70 amino acids)
Biological process (GO): copper ion transport
Cellular component (GO): cytosol
Molecular function (GO): metal ion binding; copper chaperone activity
Source: RefSeq, a predicted model, not a curated record
GGUCGGACAUCGUGCUCCAUAUUCGCUCGCCCCUCGUUUGCUGGCGCGAUGUGCGCUGUUUCCGCUGCGCCACGUGAUCUUUGUCAGCAGCCGCCUGAUUUGUCCGUCUGUCCGCAACCCGCAAAAUUGCCUCCGGGAGCUCUCGACACCCUCCUUUCCCUCCUGUCCAUCGAACAUCAAAAUACCCUGGCCCCGCCAGCAGCCCCGCCGAAAGCAGCCCGUCGCACCCGUCGCAUCCCACAUCCUCCUCCGAAGAGACAAAAAGAGUCCUGGACACAAUGGAAUCUGCACAGAACGUCUACCAAUACAACGUCCAGAUGACCUGCUCUGGCUGCAGCGGCGCCGUCAGCCGCAUCCUGACCAAGACCCCCGGUGUCGACAAGUUCGAAGUCAAUCUCGAGAAGCAGCUGGUGACCGUGACGGCGUCGAUCCCGAAGGAGGCCGUUCUGGAGGCCAUCCGCAAGAGCGGCAAGCCCGUUACCGCACUCUAAGCUGGCCGGCCGGCCGGCCGGCCGGCUGGCUGGCUGAUCAAGUCCAAGUCCUAUUCCAAGUCCUAUUCCAAAGCCUAUUCCAGUUCCAUGCCCAGUUCCAUGCCCAGUUCCACGUCCAGGCCCAAGUUUGCUUCACUUGUUGCUGCGGAGCAUUCUGAACCCAGUUGACGUGUGCGGGUCAUGACGGAGUGGAUCCAUACUGUUGAGUUGAUAUCGGCUGAAUACAUGAGCCAUUGGAUCAUUCGCCUCA